Molecule: messenger RNA, 4830 nt
Organism: Cercocebus atys (sooty mangabey)
Lineage: Eukaryota; Metazoa; Chordata; Mammalia; Primates; Cercopithecidae
Gene: USP12
Product: ubiquitin specific peptidase 12
Exons: 10
Coding region: 917-1669 (250 amino acids)
Biological process (GO): protein deubiquitination
Cellular component (GO): cytosol; nucleus
Molecular function (GO): cysteine-type endopeptidase activity; cysteine-type deubiquitinase activity
Source: RefSeq, a predicted model, not a curated record
UUGUGUUUUCAUCAUUUUUAAUUUCUUGGUAAGGUGUACUGUUCUGUACUUUCUGAAACAGUAUAUACUGAAUGUAACUUUUCAAAAUGACAUAUCCUCAUAGACACCAUGUUUUAGCCAUAAUCUAGUUUUAGAUGUAGAUGUUGUGGGCCAGGAGAUUUUUAAGUUAAGGAAUUACAUUAAUUCCAGAUUGAAUUAAUUGUUUUCAGUUUACUUUUGUGUAAUUUUUAUCUUUUUCAUAAUGGCAGAGUGAAAGGAGUGAAAGGUAGAUAGUUAUAUGUUUUCCAUGGUUGACUAUGUAAAAAUCAUUUAAUUGCAGGAUAGCCAUCUCCCAGAUUAUUUUUUUCCUAUUUGCAGAUAUUUUUGGGUUGCUCACAACAUUUAAUAUAUAGUUACUUUUAUAUUAUCAAAAUAAUAGGCCAAGGGUAUCUUUGUAAUUUCAGCCUAUUAUUAUUUCACUUGGAUGGCGAUUUCUGGGUGUGAAAAGAAAAAGCCCUCAUCUUUUCAAGAAUUCAUACUAGGGCGCCAAUGCUUCGGCAUUAGAGAAAGAGAUUGGUCCAGAACAGUUUCCAGUCAAUGAGCACUAUUUUGGAUUAGUCAAUUUUGGGAAUACCUGCUACUGCAAUUCAGUUCUUCAAGCACUUUAUUUUUGUCGUCCAUUUCGGGAAAAAGUUCUUGCAUAUAAGAGUCAACCUAGGAAAAAGGAGAGCCUUCUUACAUGCUUAGCAGAUCUCUUCCAUAGCAUAGCCACUCAGAAGAAAAAGGUUGGAGUAAUACCCCCUAAGAAGUUCAUCACAAGAUUACGGAAAGAAAAUGACUGUCAGUUCCAUGACGGAGGGAACCCAUUUGUUUUUGCUCACCAUUGUAUUCCCAGCACAUAUUCCAGUUCCUGGCACAUAAGCUUUUUGACAACUACAUGCAACAAGAUGCCCAUGAAUUCUUAAAUUACCUGCUAAAUACAAUUGCUGAUAUUUUACAAGAGGAGAGAAAGCAGGAAAAACAAAAUGGUCGCUUACCUAAUGGUAAUAUUGAUAAUGAAAAUAAUAACAGCACACCAGACCCAACGUGGGUUCAUGAGAUUUUUCAGGGAACAUUAACUAAUGAAACCAGAUGUCUUACUUGUGAAACUAUAAGCAGCAAAGAUGAAGAUUUUUUAGACCUUUCUGUUGACGUGGAACAAAAUACAUCAAUUACUCACUGCUUAAGGGGUUUCAGCAACACAGAAACUCUAUGCAGUGAAUACAAGUAUUACUGUGAAGAGUGUCGCAGCAAACAGGAAGCACACAAACGGAUGAAAGUUAAAAAACUGCCCAUGAUUCUAGCUCUACACCUGAAGAGAUUUAAAUAUAUGGAUCAACUUCAUCGAUAUACAAAACUCUCUUACCGGGUAGUUUUCCCUUUAGAACUUCGUCUAUUUAACACUUCAGGUGAUGCCACCAAUCCAGACAGAAUGUACGACCUGGUUGCUGUUGUGGUUCACUGUGGAAGUGGUCCCAAUCGAGGCCAUUAUAUUGCAAUAGUUAAGAGUCAUGAUUUUUGGUUGUUGUUUGAUGACGACAUUGUAGAAAAAAUAGAUGCACAGGCUAUUGAAGAAUUCUACGGGUUGACAUCAGAUAUCUCAAAGAACUCUGAGUCUGGUUACAUCCUUUUCUAUCAGUCUCGGGACUGAGGGGGAACCGUGAUGAAGAGAUACUUUCUGCCUCAUUUCUUCUCUGGUUAUUUUGGAAAGGAUCAAGCACUGAUUUUUCAAGAAAAGAGAAAUGCAGGAAGCUCAGGGGGCAGUAGCACACUUUGCACACGAUAAAGCAAAGACGAUGGAUUGACAAGCCCUUCCGAUCAUGGUAGUUGGUUUAUUUGCUCAGGUAUCAUGCUGUCUGUACAGUUCCAUUCAACAAGGAGGUGAAAUCAGAGAUACCAGCUCCUCUUGUAAAACAGCCUUCCAGUCAUUGACACGCAUUUUCUCUUUAUUAAUUGCACCAAUAAUGCUUUGAAUUCCUUGGGAGUGCAGUAGAAAGAAUCGGGAUCUGUGCUGUAUUGAUAAGGAGGUGAUGUCGAACACACUGCAUAAAUUUGCCUGGUUCAAUGUGUAUAGAAGCAUAUUCGGUGUCUUUUCAAGAGUCAACCAGAAAUACUUUUGGGCCCAACACUUGCAGUUGCCUUCCUGAUGUAAAACCUAACAUGCUAGAUAAUCCAGUGUCGGGAAGACAAAGAUGUUUUGCUUCUCUGAAGAAGCUUAUAAUAAUAUACAGUGUAUGUAUAUGUAGGGAGCAAUUGGUCAAAAGUGGCUUUUUGUUUCCCCAAGGGGAAAGACUGGCUUUGUAAUUAUAAUUUUUUCCUUAUUUAUUUUACUUAAAACUGGUAGAGUCUAAGUAUUGUAUGAAGUGCCCAUGAUUCUGUCAGUAAAUUUGAACAUAUUUUUAUCAGUUAAUGUCAGUUUAAGUAGUCCUUUUGUUUGUUUCUAUUUUUAAGGUGAAUUUUAAAUUCUAUCUGAAAUCAGUAAGAUACCUUGAGAAAAACUGCAGUGAGAGGAGGUAAAUAUCCUUUUUCAGGAGGAACUGAUAUCUCUGGCUAAGUAUUUGUCCUUUUGUUAUGGUUUCUAAAUCAGUUAUUUUCUUCAGCUUUAAUUUCAUAAAAUUAAAAAACUAUAAAAAAAUUCCUGUAGUUGUUGGAAUAAUUAAAAAUUCUGGUGCAGUGGUGGUAUACCAAUCUUUAGAAUUCUUAAGUAUUCUAAUGUUUCCAGUUGAGGUCAUGCUUGGGAAAUCUUGUCAUAGCAUAUAUGUUAUUUUCAGAUGUCAUUUUUUUACCCUGGAAAGAAGUAAUAAUGUUCAUCAUAACCCUGGUAGCCUGGAUAGCGAGCUAAACAAACCCUUUGAAGAUUAAAUUUUAAUCAAGUAGACUAGGAAUACAAAAACCAAAUCCUUCCUCCCCUUCCCCGCAACUUUAACAAAAACCAAAUCCUUCCUCCCCUUCCCCGCACCUUUACAAUCUUACUGGAAGGGUGUUCAGAAAUUAAAAUUUGUGUUUGCUAAGACUUCAUUCUGUUGGGGGUUUUAAGAAGUAAUAUAUGUAACAUAAAAUGUAUGCAAACCGUCGCAGUUUUUUUGGACGUUUUUCCAUGCAUCAGAAAGUUGUCUGACAGUAGCCGAAUGUAACUUGCAGAAAAUUAUUGAAAAUUAUAUUCAGAAUAAUAGCAAUCAGGCCUUGGAUGUUCUUUAUUAAAUUCUUUUCAGGCAGUAAAUUAAAAAAAAAAUUGUCAUUUGCUAAAGUUCUUUUGCUAAAACUGUUGACUAUGGAAAACAAACAACAAAAAGGAAUUUUUUAGUCUGCUGCUAUUAUUAACAUUUAUUAUCUGUAUCUUUUGGCUCAGGAAAUGACUUCACCUAUUUGUUCCAUAAGCAGACCUUUAACAGGGUCACUUAGGUAAUUGGGCUGCUUAAACACGUGUGCUGGGAGAAAAUUAUAAUAAUAGUAUUUGUACUAAAUAUCAAAAGUAUUUUGACAAGUUUCUUUUUAAGAUAGUUUCUAAAGCCUUACCCUGGCUAGAGAUGUUUUGUACAAAUUAUAUAUAGCCAGCCUUAUCUACCAACAUGCCACAGAGAAUCACAAUCAACAAUGUGGGGAAAGUCAGGGCAGUGAAAGUGGAUGCGCUCUUUUUAUUUUGAGGGCUUAAACCAAAUUGUCUUGGAUUAUUCAAGCUGUAUUUCUGCAGCUUUCAGUACAGAGAAAAAGAGGUAAGUGAAGCUGUGUCAGUUUUAACAUUAGCUGUAUCACAACAUGUUUAAGAAAAGAUAGAUGAAGUCAUUUGCAUAAAGGUACAGCAUUGAAAUACUACGUUGUGUUUGUUUUUACAUUUUUGCAUUAAAGAAAAAACAUGCAGUAAAAGCCAAGUUACAUUUCAUAUUAAAGCAAGUUCUAGUAUAUGUGUUGAGUUCCUGGUAAUCACAUACUUAUUCACAUCUACAUCAUACUUCAUAGUAUGAUUUGUCAGGGGAGGGACUGUGGGGUGACAGUUUUACAUUUACUUUUUCUUCUUAAUGCAGCUGGAUCUAAGUAAAAUGUUUUGAAGAAACUCAAUAUACUUUUAAAGCAUUUAGGGUCAGGGUUGGGGGAAAAAUACAGGUAUAGUAAGUAAGAAAAGUGACCCAUGAAGAAAGCAUUGUGAGGUUGUAUGUUGGUUGACUGUGAUUAAAAUGCAGGGCUGGUUUAAGUUGUAAAUGGUGGCCGAUUGCUAUGUAACUAUGUACAUGAUUAUUGGGAUGGCUGUCCCAUAUUUUGUAUAUUGGAAUAAAAAUUUCUAUAAAUUAUUGUAACUAAAAGUAAAUAUUCUAAAUUAAAUCCCACUUCUUAAGUCACAUGGCUUCUGUCUUGGAAAUUUUACCUUUAAAAGAUGACUUAAGACAGGAACCAGGAGGCUUGGGAACAGGGACAGAAGGAAAUGUUGUAUUACGUGGGUCUUGGGGCCUCUAACCAUCAGUAUAGGGUUUUUUCUUUCCUCGAUGGCAGUAGAAAGACCUCAUUUUCAUAACUACUCUUGAUACUUUCUUUAAAAACACUUUUUAUUAAAGAUUCUGUCAUGAGGUAUUUGACUGGGAGCUGGGAGGCUAAAGCGCUCAUGUCCUGGCUCUUCAGUGAAUUUAACUGUGUGACCUUGGGCAAGUCACUUAACCUCUCUGUGCUUCAGUCUCCCUGUCUUGUAAAAUGGGAGUAAUACCUACCUCACAGGGUUGUUGUGGGGAUUAAUUAGAGAUAAUGUCUGUAAAGCAUUUAAGGUUCUUGAAGAAGGCGCUAUAUAAAUAUAAAAUAAUAUCUAUUAAAGUUGGUUUAUUUGUG